This is a messenger RNA of Neocloeon triangulifer, 2611 nucleotides long. RefSeq lists its product as uncharacterized. The transcript has 3 exons. The record is from RefSeq and is a predicted model, not a curated record. Lineage: Eukaryota; Metazoa; Arthropoda; Insecta; Ephemeroptera; Baetidae. Bases 139 to 1671 code for a protein of 510 amino acids.
UCCGUCGGCACCCUCGCACACCCUCUCUGCCCUCGGCCGAGCCAACACGUGACUCGCACGCCCUUUCCAUUCGAUUUGCACGGGCUUACCACCGAGAUUCGCACCCUGCCCAAGGCCCAUCAGCCAACUCGCCUGCUCAUGAUGAGCUCUGGACCAAACAUCGGCUCGCCCUUUCCGGGCAGCUCAGAAUCCAGCAAACGAGGGCCGAUUCCACCCCAACAACCACCGGGAGGUCUCAACUUAAACGGCCCUCGAAUAUCCCCCGACUUCAGGAACGGUGACUUCCUCUCGCGGCUUUUGGCAGCGACCCCGCCAUACUUGUACAACAUUCCUCUUGUCCCGCAGAGUUUUUUCUUCAGUGACAUGCUCAAGAGCUUCGUCCAGAGCAGCAACAACAAUAACAACAACAACAAUGCGAAAUCCCACGAGAUGCCGCCGCACCCACCUCAUCUUCGAGACAGCCAAAUCGAGUUUCCUUCAAAUGAAAUGCAGAAGGACCUGCCAGGUCGGCCACCCCACCGGCGACGCAAACGCACCUGGCGUGAGGUCAGUGACCCUCCUAGGUUUGCAAUCGACCGGAAGCCACCGCCGAUCUUGGAUAAACCUUUGGAACUGACCACCAAACACGCUCCAGAGGAGAAAAUGGCCAGGCACGAGGGUCCGUUGACCCCGCCUUUCUCCUCACCACCUUUGGAUCAAAGCAGAACAAGUCCGUCUUCAACGACGUCUCCCCCUCUCCUACCUCCGCCUCCACCACCGUUGAUGUUGCCGAACCUACCUCACUGCGGGAUGCUACCUCUGCCAGACUUCAACCGUUUGGUCCCGACUAGCUCAGAUUCAUCUUCCUCCUCCUCCAUGCCCAGCGACCUCAUCCCCUCUCAUCUACCUCCGUUUCCACCGCCGCUGUGGUACCCAUCAAUGUACCCCGGCCUUGGUGGCCCGAGCCCCCACCACCAAACCCCCUAUGGAAUUGACCCGCUGCAUUUUUUCAUAGACCUCCGAGUAUCAGGACAUAUAUGGGACAGGAAGCUUCCGCCUUUCGGCACGGUCCCAUCCUCGAUGUCACCCCCGCAAGCAGGCCUCGACUGCACGAUUGACCGGGAGCGCCGGAACGGCACCCCCAUCGUCACCGAGCUGGAAAAGGACACCGAAGUCAAGUCGGGUGCCCUCAACCUCAGCUCGAGCAGCAACAAGCCAGGCCUCAACCUGUUACUCGGAAUGAAGAACUCAAAACACUCGUCUGCUUUCAGCGUGCCGGAAGCAAAGCCCCUGAUGAUGACCAGCAGGGCUCAUAAACGCAGGGACGACAUCUCGCCCAACGCCAACUACGUCCUGCAGAAUCUCAAGCGGAUCUACAAAAGCGUCAAGAUCGAGGACGGCGAGGAGAUGCCGGAAGCAGCUCAGGAAAGGGGAGAUGAGGAGAGAGAAUCGGAAGUGGACAGCAAGAGUUCCAAGACGGAGACUCCGGAGGAGGAGGAAGGGGAGAAGAAGGGCGAGUGCAAGGACCUGCCCGCCCUCAUUGGCCUCGAGCUGGUCGUCGACUACGUCAAGAAGCACGAGCCCAAACCUGGCGUGAAGAGAAGCACCCCUCCCAGCACCCCUCCUACGGGAGACGCGGCGCCAAAAAUGCUGGCCGUAACGCCCGAGCCAGAGCAGGCGGCCAGUCCGUGAGGUCCGGAAACCACUUCGGAAAAGCAUUUUCUGACGCCCUCGGGUGGAGCAGCUGCUGAAACUAAUUAAGCUAAUUGCACGCAGCGCACGUUUCAAUUUCUCAGUGUACAGUACAUCACAUAUAGGUGUGUAACAUAAUUAAGGAGCGAGUUGCUGGCGUUUGUUUGUUUUCGUUAUUUUCCCCCAACUCAUUUUCGCGGAAUGCUGCAUCAUUAUUUUUCGUUCGCCCCCUGAAGUAGCACUUCAUGGAAAUUGGCAAUCGACGCCCAAAUGUAAAAUUUCCCUCUGGCAAGGCAUAAUAAUUCCGGAAUUUUUCGCCCUUGCAAGUUAGUUUGGCGUUUGUUAUUUAUUCAUUCGUUCGCUCGUCGUCAUCACAUCAACAAAACUUCCAUCCAGCGCUGCAGACACCGUGUGUGUAUCAAUAAUUCUGUAAAUGUAUACCUCUUGUGUACGUGUGCUGUUUGUGAACGCAAAAAAACAACCAAUGGUGUAUAUAAAUAUGCAGACAGAGAGAACGAGAUAUAAAAUUUCAUCACGAUAGGAGUUGCUGGGAAAAAACAAAAAGCCUGAAAUAACAUCAGCAGUUUGCAAACUUUCCCCGGGAAACACAUUUAUUAAUGCUGUUGAUCAUUGUGCGCGAAUGCUUUUGUCCUCUUCUCUCUCGGCACAUGAAAAAAAAUAAUAAAUAAAUAUCCAUUCUCUUUCACCGUCAUUAUUUGCAUUCUGCGUGUAUACGGAUUAAAAGUAAUAAAUAAUAUAGCCGUCGUCAUUCAAGUGUUACAACAAUGCAUAGCACUCGUAUUAUGUAUAUUUUGUGUGGGAGAGAUGCGAGUGUGCACGUCGUCGUAAAUAAUCAUCACAAUAAUUCGGCGAAGCUGGAAAAAAGCGCGAUUUUCCCCUACACGUACAAUUCUCAUCUUUUCAUUUUUUUUUUUCAAAA